Gossypium raimondii (Peruvian cotton) is the source of this 976-nucleotide messenger RNA. Its product is annotated as translation machinery-associated protein 22. The record is from RefSeq and is a predicted model, not a curated record. NCBI's taxonomy places the organism in Eukaryota, Viridiplantae, Streptophyta, Magnoliopsida, Malvales, Malvaceae. Bases 107 to 682 code for a protein of 191 amino acids. Gene Ontology annotation, molecular function: translation initiation factor activity; mRNA binding. Gene Ontology annotation, biological process: formation of translation preinitiation complex; translation reinitiation. The transcript has 7 exons.
AUUGCGUUUUCGGAACGCUGCGUUUUGGUUCUUUCAUACAAGUUUCAAGCAAGUCCUACAGUGAAGCUAAGAGUAGAGAAAUUGAAAUCCUUGAGGCGGCGGUCCAAUGGCGGAGAAACCUCAACCGGUCGUCGUUCAAUACUGUCAAGUCUGCGGUUUACCCGCCGAAUACUGCGAAUUCGGAUCCGAAUUCGAUAAAUGUAAGCCCUGGUUGAUCCAAAACGCGCCCGACCUGUACCCGGAUCUCCUCAAAGAAGCGAAUGCUAAAGAAGCUGAUAAAGUUGCUGAUCAAUUACAAUCCACUGGCAUCUCUUCUGCUGAUUCAGGUAGUAGUUCAGAAGCUAAGCAAGAGGAAGUUAAACGUCUUCCUGGUGGGAAAAUUAAAAAGAAAGAGAAGAAAGAAGUUGUAAUUGAAAAGGUUGUGCGGAACAAGCGCAAAUGUAUAACUACUGUAAAAGGCCUGGAACUUUUUGGUGUAAAAUUAAGCGAUGCUUCAAAGAAACUUGGAAAGAAGUUUGCCACAGGGGCCUCUGUUGUAAAGGGGCCAACUGACAAGGAACAGAUUGAUGUUCAAGGAGACAUAUCUUAUGACAUUGUGGAAUUCAUCACCGAAACCUGGGCUGAUGUCCCGGAAACUGCAAUUUUCUUUAUCGAGGAUGGAAAAAAGGUUCCAGCUGCUUGACUUUAAAAGGAAGGCUGAUACAUGAUAGGAAUCGCAGUAUUUCUUCCUUUUUGAAUGGGACUCUGUAAGAUGUAUUAUGCCAUCAAAUUGAGAAGUUUGCUGCUUCUCAAAAUUCAGAAGGCAGUAUGGCAUUUUCCUUCUUUAAGAGUCACUUUCUACUCUUUUGCUCAAAUAGUAUAAUUUUUGCUGUUGAAAUGAACAUAUAUGUGCAUUUAAGUAACAGAUAUGGUCUGUAUAGUGGCAACUAUCAAUGGUGUACACUAUUUUCAUUUAAUGUAGAAUUUUCCUGAACAA